AUGGCUAUGGAUAGGACAGUGUUUGAAGCUGCAGCUUCAGGGGACAAAAGCCUUAUUCAGAGACUGCAGCAACAUGGUGUUGAUCCUCACCAAAGUAACACCUCAGAUGAACAUAAUUCUUCAAAUUGCCCGAAAAUUGGGAGUGAAGAGAUGGUUAAGCUUCUCAUUGGUGGUUUGGAGGACAUUGAAAGCCACCAAGCUGAUACUAUAAGGAUGAAAAACUUGAAAGAGAAAGACACAGCUUUACAUGUUGCAAUUAAAAAUGGUAACUUUGGUGUAGCAAAACUGCUAAUGGAAAAUGAUCCAGGAUUGUUGGAGUUGGUGAAUAAUGCUAAUGAAUCUCCACUUUUUCUUGCUGUGGAGGGAGGUUUUCUCGAUAUUACACAACAUAUUUUACGACAGUUUCCUUCAGCUCUAUGCUGCAGCUCCAAUGGCAUGAAUGUUUUGCAUGCAGCCGUUAUUCGAGCCCAUCAUGGCGUGUCUGCUUUGCUUAUUGCUGGAAGACAAGGCCAUGUCAAUGCAAUGGCAGAAAUUAUUGGUCACAAUCCGGAUGCUUGUGACUUGGUUGAUAACAGAGGAUGGACUCCUCUUCAUGCUGCCAUUGCAAAUGAAAGGCUCAAUGUAGUCAGGUAUAUACUAAAGAAGCCAAUGCUUGAGAACCUCAUCAAUGCAGUGGAUAAUGAAGGGAAUACACCUCUGAAUGUGGCUGCUAGAAGGGACAAGUACAGCAUCAUAACAAUCCUUGUGAAUGAUCUUAGAGUUCAAAAGAAGGCUCAAAAUCUCAACUUCCAAAAACCCAUUGACUUUAUUCGAACGAAUCCAAAUAUUGAAGAACUUUGUAAGUCUAUGAUUGCAAAGAAGUUGGAUAGCCAAGAAGGCCGACCUAGUCUGCGAUCACUUGUCCAUGGAAUGGACAUUCAUGAGAGAGAAGUUGAAGGUUUUACAAUGCCUGGAGGGUACGAACAAGACCAAUCAUCUACAAAAGGCCUGGCAAUGUUAUCUAACAAGACAUCUUUCAAGGUGUUUGUAAUAGCAGAUUCAAUAGCUUUCUACUGCUCCUCUACCUCCGUUUUCAUACAAUUCUGUGGUUCCUUGGAGCAUAACUAUCAUCUGCUUUUGCGUUUUACAAGAGUUGCAGCAACUCUCUCUUAUAUUUCUAGUCUUGGGAUGAUGUGA
Messenger RNA from Ziziphus jujuba (common jujube), 1176 nucleotides. Its product is annotated as ankyrin repeat-containing protein At5g02620. Gene Ontology annotation, cellular component: plasma membrane. The record is from RefSeq and is a predicted model, not a curated record. Gene Ontology annotation, molecular function: protein phosphatase regulator activity; protein phosphatase 1 binding. Lineage: Eukaryota; Viridiplantae; Streptophyta; Magnoliopsida; Rosales; Rhamnaceae. The coding region runs from base 1 to 1176 and encodes 391 amino acids. The transcript is spliced from 6 exons.